CUCCCCAGCAGGGGCACCCCAGACCACAGGCGGGCGAGGCGGGUGGGGUGCGGUGCUCCAAGUCCAGGGCGCUCAGCACUGCUACCUGGACAUGGAGUCCUGCAACGUGGAGCUGAUUUUUGACCACAUAGGACACUUCGGCAGGUUCCAGAUAGUCCUGUAUCUGAUAUGUGCCUACCAGAGCCUCUCUUGUGGUAUCCACUAUCUGUCUUCUGUGUUCCUGUCAAUUAUCCCUGAGCAUGCGUGCAAGCCCCCAGGCAUGGUGCGGAAGGCUGUUUUCCACAACGUAUCUGCUUGGAGGUUGGAGGACAUAUUGGCUCUGAGGUCACCAGAGCACAAAGAUCACAUCAUGGUGGAGCUGCAGGAUGGGGAGAUCUGGGAACUCACGAGAUGUAGCAGGACUUGGAGGGAGAACGUGUCACGUUUGGGCUACGAGUACAGUGGUUAUAAGCAUGACAGUCCUUGUUCCGAUGGCUACGUCUAUGAUCAGAGCAAAUGGAGGAGUUCUGUGGUGAGAAAUUUCAACCUGGUCUGUGAUCAGAAAUGGUAUGCAAGAAUGAUCCAGCCCUUGAUUAUAUUUGGCGUGAUGCUGGGAUCAAUUACUUUUAGCUACCUUUCUGACAGAUUCGGAAGGCGAAUGGCCCUGUGGUGCACGAGCAUCGGCGUGUUCUUCUUUGGAAUAGCAUCCCUCUUUAUAUUUGAUUAUCUCAGCUUCAUGAUCACACGCUUUUUCCUUGUGAUGGCCUCAAGUGGCUAUUUUGUGGUGGUCUUUGUCUAUGUAAUGGAGAUCAUUGGCAAAAAGUCUCGCACAUGGGCAUCCAUACAUCUCAACACCUUCUUUGCUAUUGGAGCAAUGUUGGUGGCUUUGGCAAGCUAUUUGUUGAAAACGUGGUGGCUCUAUCAGAUCAUCCUGUGCAUCGUGACUACCCCCUUCAUCCUGUGCUGCUGGAUGCUUCCAGAGACUCCCUUUUGGCUCCUCUCUGAAGGAAGAUACAAGGAAGCACAAGGCACCGUGGACACCAUGGCUGUGUGGAAUAAGUCCAGCUCCUGUGACCUGGUAGAGCUCUUAUCCCUAGAUGUGACGAGGUCCCACAAUAAAAGCCCCCACAGCAUUAGGAAGCACAGACUAGCAGAUCUGUUUCAAAACCUGGACGUCGCAAAGAUGACCCUCAUCGUUUGGCUGGAUUGGUUCACGGCAAAUUUGGGAUACUACAUGUUUGGCAAGGAGGCUAUUCGGAGAAAAGAACAUGAUCCCCUUUACCUCCUCCUCGUGGGUGCUAUGGAAAUCCCUGCCUACAUCUGUCUGUGCAUCUGGUUGAAGAGGGUGGGAAGAAGGAAGACCAUGCUCCUCUUCCUCUUGGUGUCCUCGCUCACCUGUAUGCUGCAUGUGGCCAUGCCCUCGGAUUACAAGACUGCGAAAAGGAUGGCAGCUUUAGUUGUCAAGAGCGUUAUAAGUUCCGUGUUUGCCUUUAUUUAUCUUUAUACGGCGGAGCUGUAUCCAACAACCGUAAGGUGCUUGGCUGUAGGGAGCAGCAACAUGGUGUCCCACGUUUCAAGCAUCUUCAUCCCAUUCACCAGUCACUUCUCCAAAGUCUGGAUCUUCCUGCCGCAGAUUUUAUUUGGGAUCCUGGCCAUACUGAGUGGAUUGUUGUCAUUGAAGCUUCCAGAAACCCAGAACACAGCAAUGAAAUCUACUUGGGAGACGACUGAAGAGCAGGUGCCAGAAAACAAGGAUAGUUUAGGUGAAGGCCCUCCUGAUAUUUUUGAGAGAUGGGACUCAGGCAGAGCCCUUUCUUUUGCUGAGAGGUGGGGUUUAAGCAGAGCCUCUCCUGAUGCUGAGAAGUGGGGUUCAGGCAGAGUCCCUCCUGAGACUGAGAGGGGUGCUUCAGGCAGAGCUUCUCUUGAAGAUGAGGGUGGGGGUUCAGGCAGAGCCCCUCCUGAAAAGAACACUGAGAUGGAAAAUGAGAUAGAAGACAUGGAAGUGAGUAACCUGGGGGAUUCUGAUGGUGAUAAAUAAAUGUCUUCCAUGGUGCCCAGCACCCGGGAUGUUGGCAUCAGUCACUUUGUGUUAGAGAGGUGUUAUUCUUCCUUUCUACACGUUACUUAUGUAUCUGCAUAAAAAAUGUGAGAAAGUAUUAAACAAUUGUUUUGUAAAAGUAAAUGAAAUAAAACCAGUAUGUGUUGGA
Messenger RNA from Mus caroli (Ryukyu mouse), 2186 nucleotides. RefSeq names its product solute carrier family 22 member 16 (gene Slc22a16). The record is from RefSeq and is a predicted model, not a curated record. Lineage: Eukaryota; Metazoa; Chordata; Mammalia; Rodentia; Muridae. Gene Ontology annotation, molecular function: transmembrane transporter activity. Gene Ontology annotation, cellular component: membrane. Gene Ontology annotation, biological process: transmembrane transport.